AUACAAUAUGAUCGAUAAAAAAAUUCCGCAACGAGAAAAUUCGGAACGAGAUAUUGACGUGAUUUUCAAGUCCCACAUGUUUUCUUGUUUUGAUGACAUUAUGGAUUUGCAUUUUGGGGAGAUGGUUUCCAGAGCUUCACGACAACGCCGUACUCAAGCAAUUGAUGCUUCUGAUAAAGCAGAAGGUUAUCAUCUAGAUUGGCUUUUUACGAGACAUGAUCUCGCAAGAGAUCUUACCUGGGGGCGAGAAUUUUCACUGUGUGAAAGAGCAGGGUCUAAAAUUGAAAUGACGUUAUUAGAAACCUUGUCUAACGCAGGUGGUGGUGCUGUUCCUGUAAAAGUUGCUCAAGCUUUCCGAAAACUGCUUCUGCCUGGAUUUAUCUCAUCUCGAUUUUUUAUUCGGGUUUUGUUAAAUGUAUACAUUGGUGGUAAAUACCAUGGAUCCGUUAUACUGGCAGAAUUUGAUGUACCCACUCAAUUUGAUGAAAUGAGCAAGAUUGUAACAAUAGCACGGAUGAUGUUAAACGUAAAGAAUAUUUUCAAACAAACAAUAAGAACCUUCACUUUGAUGGAGGAAGCUUCCAAGAAGAAGAAACACUCUGUAGAUAACGUAUUGGUGCCAUCAAGAGUCAAAGAGCAUGUGUCUCCUAAAGCUAAGAAACAA
Funneliformis geosporum is the source of this 664-nucleotide messenger RNA. The record is from the annotation of a GenBank genome assembly. NCBI's taxonomy places the organism in Eukaryota, Fungi, Glomeromycota, Glomeromycetes, Glomerales, Glomeraceae.